Molecule: messenger RNA, 1293 nt
Organism: Alternaria atra
Lineage: Eukaryota; Fungi; Ascomycota; Dothideomycetes; Pleosporales; Pleosporaceae
Exons: 1
Coding region: 1-1293 (430 amino acids)
Source: RefSeq, a predicted model, not a curated record
AUGUGUCGCUGUAGUGCUCCCAGCUACUUCACUAUCCUUCCUCUCCCCUGUCGCGUGUCUUUCCAUCUCUCUACUUCCUAUGCCAACCUGCUUGCAGGCACCGGCUCGCGCUUUGCAUCCCCGCAAGGCAACACUCAAACCCUACCGCACCGUCCUAACCACCGCUUCACAUCAGGCCUUAUAAUCGCCGCAUCCGUUAUUGUCGCCGCCGGUAUCGCCAUCUAUGAAUCUCCUCAAGUUAGACAAUGGGCCGACCAGACCCGUCGCAAAAUCGCUGUCGCGUUGCAUAACCUAGGCGAUGACAUUCAGCCUCGCCGCCCGAGCGAAUCGUCCGAUGACUUCGACGCAAGGAAGAAAAGAAGGGAGGAGUUGGUCAGGAGGAACAGGAAUGAACUGAUCAGGCAGGCAAGAGAACAGGGUAUCGCUGUUGAUUUGGACGAACUGGCUAGGAUUGGUGUUGAGACCGCCGAGGUAGCUGCAAGGAGGUCGAGGGCUGAUCGUACGAGAAGCUUCGACGACAUGGUUGGCAGUGAUGGCAUGCUCAGGGACAACGCGACGGCAACCGGUACGGAAAACUCAAAUGGCAACCUCAAGAAGCGCGGUGCUGCUGGCUUUGCCGCCGGCUCUGCCGCCGCUGCUGCCAUGGCGAACCCCUUCUCCGACGACCAAGUACUUUUCGACCAUGAUUACGACGAAGAUGCACCCGCACCAAAGCCAUUUACCUACGAAGAACCUGCCACUCGCGAAAGCUCUGCUACCAUUCAGCCCGAUGUCGUCUCAACACCUACCACUGGCACACUCGUCGACCUAACACCCGAUCCCGAGACUUCCGUCCCCGAGAGCCCUUCACCCGCACAGCCCGUACAGACCACACAAGAGGAUGCCGACCAAGCUGCUCAGUCUUUCUAUUCUUUCACAUCCUCUACCUCGCAAACAGGUGAACCUGCUCCAUCUCACCCCUUCUUCGAUGACGACGCUGAGCACCUCUCUACCGGAAAUCUGACGCCUCGCUCCGAGCGCUCAAUGACCAUGAGUGCUGCCUCUGUCGCCGACAGUCAAGCCAACGAUGUCGCUAUCCUUAGUAUGCCGAAUAGCGAACAGAACGACACAGACCACGAUGCCCGUUCAGAAAGUGGGUUCACAGAUGCCUUCUCUGAGGGCGGCUUCAGCGAGUUCGACAACGAUAGGCAGGGUAUCAUGACGCCUACUUCAUGGACAGAUGUUGGCAGUGACGAUGAUAGCGAGUGGGGUGGUGCCGGACAGGCUGGCCACGUGAGCCAGAUACAUCAGUAG